CACGCCAUUUCCGGUAGCCGCACCAAUCCCGCUCCGCUCUUCUGACGAGCAUCGCUCCCUUUUUCGCCAUAUUAACAGUGAUCGGCCGGGUGGGGCGGGGGUAGAGAGUGGUUGGUGAGCGAUCUGCGUUUAUGAUCAGCGGUUGAUUUCUUACUUCUUCGGUGUGGUGACCGGUGCAAAAUUGCUAUCUAUCAAGUUUCACAUUUUGGUGAUACACAUCCAGUCAUAAAAUGGCAGCAAACAAGACCAAAGGCCAGAAUUCCUUGGCUCUCCAUAAAGUGAUUAUGGUUGGGAGUGGUGGUGUGGGAAAAUCUGCCUUGACACUACAAUUCAUGUAUGAUGAGUUUGUUGAGGAUUAUGAACCUACAAAAGCAGACAGUUACCGGAAGAAAGUGGUGCUGGAUGGUGAGGAAGUCCAGAUAGACAUCCUUGAUACUGCAGGCCAAGAAGAUUACGCUGCCAUCAGGGAUAACUAUUUUCGUAGUGGAGAAGGCUUCCUCUGUGUCUUCUCUAUCACUGAACAAGAAUCCUUUGCAGCUACGGCUGAUUUCAGAGAACAGAUUCUCCGGGUAAAAGAGGACGAGAAUGUUCCCUUUCUACUUGUUGGAAAUAAGUCAGAUUUGGAAGACAAGCGACAAGUAUCAGUGGAUGAAGCAAAGAACAGAGCUGACCUAUGGAGUGUGAAUUAUGUAGAAACAUCUGCAAAAACACGAGCCAAUGUUGAUAAGGUUUUCUUUGACUUGAUGAGGGAAAUACGUGCAAGAAAAAUGGAAGAUAGUAAAGAAAGGAAUGGAAAGAAGAAACGGAAAAGCAUAGCAAAAAGGAUCCGGGAAAGAUGUUGCAUUUUAUAAACUCUGCAGACUAAACCAUUUUAGAAGUCUAAGCAUACUAAGUAUCUCAUUUCAUUCACUGUCCUUCAAAGUGAUUGAAGGUACACUAAUGUUUUACACAUUCAGGUUUCACAGCAUGAAUUGGAGCCAACUUGAGGACACAAUUGAUCAGGAAGUUUUAAUGUCAAUCCAAAGCGUUGCUUUUUUUUGCGAUGUCAAUUGGUAUCGGGGCUUCAGAUUCAAUUGUGUUUUUUUUUGUACAUAAAUUACCAUUGGGAGUUUCUUUUGGAUGGGUCUCGUGGGGAUGGUUAAUCAUUCGUCAUCAUUUAAAUUGCAAUAAAAAAUGGUGACUUAUUUCUCUCGCAAGGCAAAGCACUUUUGUUAAAUCACACUUUGAAUCUGGACUAUCAUCAUUUAUAGAUUCUAUACAGGAGCUUUUCGUCUUUCUCCGGUUUAAAAACCAGGGCUUGAGUACUGCAAUUUGGAAGAUAAAUAGUUUGCAUUAAGCAGAACUUUAUCUUGCCAGAUUUUCUCUUUCUUUUAAAGGAAAAAGCACUGUCUACUUUUAAGUAGGUUGCACCGGUUUUUCACCACUGGAUUUUCUAAGACACUUGCUGUUUAAAAAGCACUCAUUUUGACCCAUUGCAAGCUGAGAUAAAACUUUCUGCAUUGAUGGUUUAAAAAAAGUUUAAGUAUUAAGAGUAACCUGUAAAAUUGUUUUCUUUCUAAAUGAGCUGAGUUGGGUUUUUGGCAGCUCCAAUUGGCUGCUCAACAUUUCUUUUCCCUUUUUAUGAAUGCUAGUUUUGUAGCAUUGCUAGUAAGCUUAGACUAUUGAUGCCAUGAGUUUCUAAUCUUACAUGUUAAAAGACAAACUAUACUUCCAGCAGUUGAGUGCACAGCAGCUUGUUUAUGUCCCAGUAUCUCGCUGAUAUUUGCUACAUGGAAAUUAAAUAGGGAAAAUUCCAUGUGCCUGUGAUGCCAUUUAUUUUUUCCCUAACGUUCUAAUCAAGUUGCUAGUAUGAAUAAAAAGACAUGGCAUUUAUAAAUAAUUAGCCCUAAUUUCUCAUGAAUAAAUUACUCCUUUUUCAUGUUAUUAAUGUACUAAAUAACAAAUGCAUGCUGUUUUAAGCUUGCAAUUUUAUUAGCAGAUUAAUUGGAGUGAAAGUGGAAUUCUCAAAUUGGUGAGAAAUUUCACUUUUGACUUAAAGUUGAGUUACUGGAGCAGUAGUCAGUAGUUUUGCUUUGCUGUUGGCAGAUUGAGCACUUGACAACAUCUAGUUGUUCAGUCUCCUGGAAUUUAAUAAACCUGUCUUGGUCUCAGGAGAUAAGUUUGGGAAGCCUGACUAUGAAACUGCCUGGGUUAAAUUCUGAUCUCCAAUUUUUAAACUGCAAAUGGUUGUGUAUUAUAUCUGCACAUGUGAAUUGAUUUAGUUUCUUCCUUUAGUCACAAAUAGGAUUUGAUCAUACUAGCCUUUGAUUUCAAUGAGCUCCUUGCUACCUAUGGCCUCUUGAGAAGCUUGUGACGCUGUGACGACGACCCAUACAAGGUAGACUCCUUGAGGCAAUUUUAACACAACGCACUCACUUGAAACUGACUGAUCAAGUGCAAUAAUGGUUUUACUCCCCUCCCAAUGGAAGGAAAUAUCUGUUGAAUAGUAAUAGGUGUGACACAAAACUAGUGUUCAUCUGAUCCUGUGGGUUUCUUGCAUAGCAAGUAAGGCUGAAAUAUUGUUUUUGAGGAAAAAUGAGAAACAGAUGGUGGGCUCUCUCGGCAUUGGAAUCCUGACAUUUAUGAUCGGUUGAGAUGAAUGAGAGUUACUUGCAUGUAACAAAUUUGUCUGUACUAGGAUGGGGACAAACUGGGGUUCUGUUACCUAAUGUGCUGGACUUGCAUGUAUAUGGAUUUUACUGCACUUGUCAUAUCAAAGUAAAUUGUAAGUGGCAUUUUGAGGCAGAUUCUGGCUUUACAAAUGGGGCACUAAUGCACAAUAGCAGAUACAUUUGCAUAUAAUCAAGCUGGGCUGUACUGUAGAAAAGCAGUGUAAAACUUGUAAAUAGAAACUUAUCUGAAAAUGCCUUAAUUUAAAAUCUUUACAGGUUACAUCCAUCAGGAGUGUGGCAAACAAAUUAUGCAGACAGUACUGCAAGGAACUUUUUACUAAUCCUGUUAAUGUGCCAUAUUUUGGGUCUAAUAGCCCAGAACACAAUUCAAUUGACUUGAUAUUGGGACUACCAUCUUCAGAAUUAUGCAUUUUGGUUCAAAUAGGUAAACUUUUUUUUUUUUUUUGUAAAGGUAUGUAUUGUCCUUCAAAUUAUAGUACCCAGCCUGUGCAGAGAUUAGUGGGAAAGUGAAAGAAGGAAGAUUUGAACUGUUGGACUCAAGUCCCCACCAACCAGCCAGUGUAUUCACUUUUUAUAUUGGCUGAAGUUUACUGACACAAGAACUUUUUAGAAAAGGCAAUUUGAAUUGUUUAACAGUUUCAAAAGGAAUGCCAGGAUGAUGCCACUAAAUCUGAAGUGCUGGGAACCUAGAAUGUAUAGUAUAUAAGAAUUUGUUCUUUCCUUUUUUUAAUUUGGAUGCAUUGUUUGAAUUUUGUCAUGUUUUAAACUUUUAUUGUUGUGUAUUUCAAAUUAGGAGCUAUUUCCACUGUAUAGAAUUGAGGGAUGCCAUGGAGAAUUGCUGCAAGAUAUGUGAACCUUGUUUUUGAGCAUAAGCAGCUUGAACACUUUUUUUUUAUUUUGUGUGAGCAGUGCAUAGCGGUGAAAUUUGUAUGGCAGUGUAAACUAUAAGAAUGAUUCUAACCACUAACAUUAGACUUGCAGUAUACGUGAAGCUUGGGUAUUAUGGUGUUAUGAAGCUGAAAAACACAAGUGUUAAAAGCUGAUGCCCUUGCCCGCUAAACAUUUUAAUUGUAUGUUGAACCAUUACAAAAUAAAAUAACAUUUUUUACAGCA
Molecule: messenger RNA, 3785 nt
Organism: Rhincodon typus (whale shark)
Lineage: Eukaryota; Metazoa; Chordata; Chondrichthyes; Orectolobiformes; Rhincodontidae
Gene: ralaa
Product: v-ral simian leukemia viral oncogene homolog Aa (ras related)
Exons: 5
Coding region: 231-851 (206 amino acids)
Biological process (GO): Ras protein signal transduction; regulation of exocytosis
Cellular component (GO): plasma membrane
Molecular function (GO): GTPase activity; GDP binding; GTP binding
Source: RefSeq, a predicted model, not a curated record